Pseudopodoces humilis (Tibetan ground-tit) is the source of this 1374-nucleotide messenger RNA. The record is from RefSeq and is a predicted model, not a curated record. Lineage: Eukaryota; Metazoa; Chordata; Aves; Passeriformes; Paridae.
AUGGCGGCGCCCACAGGGGACGACCCCCCCGGGACCCCCCAGGACCCCCCCGGGACCCCUCAGGACGCGGCCCUGGAGGAGCUCGAGGCCUUCGAUUUCCCCCCCUACGAUUUGAGCCGCCCCCCCCUCCAACUUUGGGGGGCUCGGGAAGAAUUCGCCCGGCGCCCCGAAAAUUUCCUGAGGGGCUGCAAAUGGGCCCCCGACGGCUCCUGCGUCCUCACCUGCAGCAACGACAACGCCCUGAGGAUCUUCGACCUCCCCCAAAUCCCCCCGGGACCCCCCCAGGGACAGCCCCUCCCCCAGCUGGCCCCGGCCGUGCUGGUGGCCGAAGGUGACACCGUCUACGACUUCACCUGGUACCCCCUGAUGGACUCCGGCCACCCCCACACCUGCCUGGUGGCCGCCAGCUGCCGGGACCACCCCGUGCACCUCUGGGACGCCUUCGACGGGAGCCUGAGGGGGUCGUUCCGGGCCCACAACCACCUGGACGAACCGGUGGCCCCCCACUCCUUGGCCUUCACCCCCGACGGCUCCCGGCUCCUGGGGGGCUUCGACGGCGCCGUCCGAGAAUUCCCCACGGAGCGGCCGGGCCGGAGCGGCCACGAGCGGCCCCUGAGGCAGGGCGGGCAGGGCCAGCGAGGCCUGAUUGGCUGCCUGGCCUUCAGCCCCAGCCAAUCGCUGUUCGCCUGCGGCUCCUAUGGGCGGAGCCUGGGGCUGUACCCGCUGGAAGGGGGCGGGGCCGUGAUGCUCUGGCCCCGCCUCUCGGCCGCGCCCACUCACCUGCGCUUCAGCCCCUGCGGGACACGCCUCUACGCGGGGGGGAGAAAGGACCGUCACAUCCUGUGCUGGGACCUGCGAGCCCCCGAGCGGCCGCUGCUGGCCCUGCCCAGGAGGGUGGAGACCAACCAGAGAGUGACCUUUGACCUGGACCCGUCGGGGCAGUUUUUGGUCAGCGGUGACACCGACGGUUUUGUCACCGCGUGGGACACGCUGGCCCCGCCCGGGCCCGGGGACCCCCCCGAGCUGCCCCCCCUGCUCCGGUUCCGCGCCCUCCGCGACUGCGUCAACGGCACCAGCCUGCACCCCGGGCUGCCGCUGCUGGCCACGGCCUCGGGGCAGCGCCUGUUCCCGGCGCCGUGGGACAGCGACGGUGACAGCGACGGUGACAGCGACGGUGACAACCGGCCGGCCCCGGGGGGGGACAUCCGGCUGCAGCUCUGGUGGUGGGGACCCCGCGGGGACACCGGGACCGGCGAUUGUCACCUCGCCGGGGACACCGAUUGUCACCUCGCCGGGGACACUGGGACCGGCGAUUGUCACCUCCCUGGGGACAGCGGGACUGGCGUUGUGACUGUCACCCUCUGUCCCCCAUGA